Hypoxylon fragiforme is the source of this 1831-nucleotide messenger RNA. RefSeq lists its product as uncharacterized. The record is from RefSeq and is a predicted model, not a curated record. The transcript has 2 exons. NCBI's taxonomy places the organism in Eukaryota, Fungi, Ascomycota, Sordariomycetes, Xylariales, Hypoxylaceae. Bases 469 to 1221 code for a protein of 250 amino acids.
CCUAGUGGCGUAAUCGUCUUCUGCUAUGAAUUAAAUAACACUCCAGAGGGAGCAUUGUAAGUUUGGGCCGCGAACCAGCCGUACCUAGUCACUUUUGACACGCGUUGAAUGCAGCCUAGUUUUUGGUAAUUCCAAUGACUACUUGGGUCCGAAAUCCUAAAAUACUCCUCAGAAAUCCCAAUUUCAUAUCUUACAUAAAAUUACAAAAAAAAAAGAAAACCAAUUCAAUGAUAGUACGCGGAGAUUACAUUGUCCCCAUCUGCCUUUUCUCUCUUCUGUGUCCCCUUCCCCCAAUGCCUUUCUCCUCGCUCACCCUUCUAUUAUUUCGUUUUCCCGCAGCCCAAUACAUGAAUGUCUUUUGAUAUACAAAAGUGUAAAAAAUAUCCGUUGACGUUGAGGAGCUCCUCCUUGUAUACCCCGUCUGGAGGCACAGCUACUCGUUGGGUAUCAAAGUAACACUCAUAAAAGAUGGUCUGGCCGCGACGUUACAUGUCGUGGGGCCCUCGGUCCUCGGCGCGGCCUAGUACGCUGGCUCCAGCAAACACGUCCUGGGAGCCUUCACAGAACCCCAUGAAAAGUCGGGAUAAUCUGUGCAAUCAAGAAACUGUAAUGCCACAGUGGCCCUCCGAGAUGGAUUCAUUCGACUGUAUCCCAGGACCUUCUACCAUCCCUACUUCUCAAGUGACUGGCGACAGCAUUAUACAAACACCUCUCAGUUUGGGCCUCUCCCAGCUAUCCCCUAUAGACCCUACUCUCACCAAUUAUUCUGCUUAUCCGUACCCUGGCUCAGAAUCACCACAGAGCCAGCAGCAAACUCAGAUUCCCAAAUUCUAUUUAGAAGCAAGCGGAGUCCAACAAAUGGGCCAGAUAUAUAAAAUUCAUGGCACCAGUAUUCCUGUGACGGUCACCCCAGAUUACCAUUCCUCCAUCAAUGAGAGUGCGAUAGAAGCAUUGAGGCUCGUGGACCGCCCCCUUCCCAGGGAGAUAUUGAAACAUACUCGUCCAACUGAUCAAAGGAGAUACGUACAGUUCGAGCUCAUACUCGGAGGCCGUACCUUCCCAGUCUCAGCUAUGGUGAAAAAAGGUAGCGACCUGUCGAUAUCUCUUAGCCAUAAUUCUGAGUUGGCAAAUAUAUUAAACCCAGCACUGGGCUGCUUUUUACAGACCAAUCUUACUAGUAAGUCUAUUAAAAUGCACUUUUCCCUUUGUCCACAACACUAAAUCUUACCUCUAGCCAACGCCCCUCAUCAAGAAGUCACUUGGUCUUCCACAACAUUGCAAACGUCUAAUGGACAAAUACGGCCACCUGAGAAUGUCGCGGCGUUCGAUCAAUCGUCAUGGACGCCUAGCCUCACAGUAGGAAGCACGGUAGGAAGCACAGAUGUGUUUAUCCCAUCCCCGUCGACAGAGGCGGCAAUGUCCCAGACCGGACUAUAUGACUCUGGGCCAUGUGACUUUGGGCCAUGCGACUUUGGGUCACAUGACAUUGGGCCUCAAGCAGAAUACACCCCGAAGGACAAUCCACAACCCUAUACUCAAGGUUAUCGCCCAGGCAAUCAAAACUUUAGCAGUGGCGAUGCUGGCCUGUGAGCUUUUACGAAGAAGACAACGCCUCGCAGAGGGAGCCUGUUCAUUGUUGAUACACAUGCUUCCCUGGGAUGGACACGGCUUUGGAACACCUCCAGUACAUGCUGGCCAUAAAGCAACUUUGAUAGUUCAUCGCCGUCAUACUGUCUAGUAGGAAUCUUGGAUACAUUAGGUACUGUUUCGGCUCGGAGCGGCCUUAGGGGAAGCCUCAUAAAUAUGGCGACCAUGUUAAAAUACUUUUUAU